Molecule: messenger RNA, 2354 nt
Organism: Belonocnema kinseyi
Lineage: Eukaryota; Metazoa; Arthropoda; Insecta; Hymenoptera; Cynipidae
Gene: mthl5
Product: probable G-protein coupled receptor Mth-like 5
Exons: 3
Coding region: 31-1500 (489 amino acids)
Source: RefSeq, a predicted model, not a curated record
CGAGAAAAGUUGUAGUGGGUGCACGAGGACAUGCAUUUGUUGACCGUAGUUCUCCUGAUUUUUUAUGAAAUCAAUGUCUAUUCAAAUUCCGGCUUUACUGUUCAAGCAAAUACAGUGGAUUAUAAUUACAAGAAAGAACCUAGUACUAUAGUGAAGAUUGGAAAAUGCUGCGAAUUGAACGAGUUGUUGCAGGACGACAAAUGUAUUCCUCUCAACGAAACAAACGAGACUCAGGUUUGGCGACCAGAGUCGAUUUACGAUGACAAUUACAGUUUUGGAAGAAACAAAGAAAAAAAAGAUAAACUACCAAGUUAUGAGUUAAAAAUUGGUUUGCCCCGUUGCCAAAGUGGAGAACAAGAGUGGCGCGUUUAUCACAGUCAGACUGGAUCUGAUCGAUUAUCUAUUUUGCCAUCUGGAAAGUUGAGACAUUAUGUCAUUAAGUCUGAUGAAGACGAAGUUAACAAAGGAAGAGAUUUUUAUCUGGAUGAGGAUGCUGAAUCGGAAGUUAUUCAUUAUGAUUAUCAAUUCGGACAUUAUUGUGCAGACAAAGCGAUUCUCAGCCGAGAUAAGAUCGUUACUGAAUACGCACUAGUAUGCGUACCAGAAGUGAGGACAAAGUGGACGGAAUCAGAUCACUUAAUUAAAAAUAUUUUGGAUCCUACAUUUCACGCAAUUGCUAUAGCUAGCUACCUUUUUGUGGCUGUCGUUUAUUUUGUUUUGCCACAAUUAAGAGAUCUAGUUGGAAACUCAAUUACUAGUAUGAGUUUGUGCCUCACUGCUAGCCAAUGUGCCUCAACUGUUCAAAUAUUUAAGCAGUUUGGGAAUCACGUCAACUUCUUAGUAGCUGAUAUUGUUUUGUACGUAUCCCUCUUGGGCGCAUUCUUUUGGCUCAAUGCUCUUGGAUACUACGUCUGGAAUACCUUCAGAUCAAGAAAUGUUUUUCUUCGAGUGACAGAUGGCCGAAAGUAUUGUUACUAUUCUACAUAUGUUUGGUGCUCAACUGUGUGCAUAGCGGCUACUGCUAUUUUUGCUCACUUCACAUUAGAGACAGAUAAUCCGAUAAUGGCUGGUACAAACAUUACGCCUCAAGCACGUUUUGGCUGGCUUGGGCUCUCAGUCAUUUUUACAACUAUUGCUUUUACCAUAGUUGUUGACUUAUGUUUUGCUUUAUCGACAGCAAAAACCAUUAAAAGAAUGAAUACAUACGGUAGAAUACACCAUAAAAUGAAAUACAGCUUUCGAAUGUUUGUUUUACUAUUUGCAAUAAUGAGUUCAUCAUGGAUAUCAUUAUUACUUUCUCAACUCAAGUAUGAUGCCUUAAUAUAUUGUCACGUAGCCAUUAAUUUAAUGCAAGCUAUUUUAAUUCUGUAUGUUUGCGUUUUCGGACAAAGAAGGGUAACAUUUCUUCUUGGGAAAACGUGCAACUGUUGCAGUACGACUGAAAAUGUAGAGAGCCUCGAUUGGGGUGAAGAAAUGACAGCAAUUAAUGCUGGCUACUAGCGUUGUGUAAUUAAUCUGUGAAAUGUACUUAAGUGCCUUAAAAGACUUUCGCCUUAACCUCUACGAAAAUACUUCGUGUAUAACUUGGAGAUGUACUGUGUACAUAAAAUAUUUUUAAUUCAAGGGACUCAAGAGCUGCGUUUGCAAUUUGGACUGAAGCAUUUGGCAUUAAAAUGCAAUAUGGCUAAAUGAGGAGGAGUAAGCGAACAAAACAUAAUAAAUCCAUUCGUGAUCUCAAAAAUACCAUAGAUAGGAGAAAAAUUCAAAUAGUUUUAUGCAAAGGAAACCAUCUAAAUGGCUAUAUAAUAUUAUCGAAUUAUUAGACCUAUUAGCUUAGAUUUAUGCAGUUUUGAUAGAAUAUUCAACACUUCAGUAUAAAAUACACCUAUUUUAAUUCAUAUAUUUUGAAUUUUACAGCAUUUUUAAAGCAAAAUCUUAAUGAGAUAGAAUUUUUUGUGAAUCAUGAGUCAAUGAUCAUGAUCCUGGAAAAUGCUAAAACUGCACUUAACUAAUUUUUUCCAAAAAAUGGAUUUAUCAUGUUUUGUUCGCUUACUCCUCAAAUGUAUAAGAAAGUGGUCGUUUUAAUCGAGGAAACAAAUCCCCGCUUUUUUCCAGUUUGCGACCAUUUUUCGCUAUCAUUGAAAUUAAAAUAUUCGAACUCUUAUUGGGAAUGGUGAUCUACAAUUUUGCCACCUGGUGCCGAAAACUGAAACUAGAAAGAGUAGGUACGAUUUAAAAGGUGUAUUCCCCUUUUUACAUAAAAAUGUUUUUAAGAUUGUUUUGUCUAGUUUUAAACAAUGAUUGAAAUAUCAAAAACAAAUCUCCAUAAAAAAAAACAAUUAGUUUUAGAUAGA